Molecule: messenger RNA, 1476 nt
Organism: Meyerozyma guilliermondii ATCC 6260
Lineage: Eukaryota; Fungi; Ascomycota; Pichiomycetes; Serinales; Debaryomycetaceae
Exons: 1
Coding region: 1-1476 (491 amino acids)
Molecular function (GO): protein binding
Source: RefSeq, a predicted model, not a curated record
AUGAACUUGCUUGCAGCGCCCUCAGGGCCGCCAGACUUUUUCCAGCCCGAUCCCGACGACGGAAACCACUUUUCCGGUGAUAGAGGCGACCAAACUCUUGAUAAGAUCAUGUUUGUGACGUUUUUUCUGUUUUUAGGUGUCGCCGCCUUGAUGGUCAUUCUUCGUGUGGCGGUGUAUUUGGUCCGCAACCGGCAACGAUUAAGCGAAGAUGAGCUCAUGCGCGAGGAGGAGAACCAGGCGUACCUCGAGCUUGGUUCCGAGGAACAAGAAUUAUAUUUUCAAUCCAAAGAGUACCUUUUGACGAAUCCAUAUUUGCGAGGCGAGUUGGCCCUUUCUCAAAAUUUGGCCAUCCAGGAACGAGGAAUCAAGGCGUGGGAGUUUAUCAAAGAUCCCAUGCUCACCAAUAACGAUGUGAUCGUCGUAAACAAGACAGAACUCAACUUUUUGAAGGAUUUCGAGUGUUCGGUGCUGACAAACUUGCCCAUGCCUCAAAAGAACGAUGUUUAUUAUUUCGAGUGCAAGAUGUACCAUCUCCCAGAAGAUGGCAUUACGGUGUCUGUUGGUCUCGGAAUAAAACCAUACCCGUGGUUCAGGCUUCCAGGAAGACAUUCAUACACUGUAAGUUACGAUUCCGACGGUCAUCGGCGUCAUGCCCAACCGUUUCCAUUUACCGGCACCGCGCCACCAUUCCCGCAAUUUGCGGAGGGAGAUGUCAUUGGAGUAGGGUACCGAGUACGCAGCGGGACUGUGUUUUUCACUCGAAAUGGUAAAAAGGUGAGCGAACUGAAGAUCGGCGGUCAUAUUCGCAACUUCAAAAUUCCAGAUAAGGGACAUUUGUACCCGAUUAUAGGCGCCAACAACAUGUGCUCUGUGCAUGUCAAUUUGGGCCAGAUGGGAUUUGUUUUCAUCGAGGGAAAUGUCAAGAAAUGGGGCUUUGCUCCUCUCGAAGGAAAUGGUCCGGCACCUCCAGCCUACAAUAAGUUUAACGCCGAUAUUCUUCUCGAGCGGUCUGAGAUUGACGAGAGCGAUAUUUCGGAUAGGGAAAGCGACUUUCCUCCAGAUUUCUGGGAGGUGAAUGACAACGAUCAAGACAAAUACAGUUACAAUGCGUACGGAGAGGUCAAUUCUACAGAUGAAAGAAUCACAUUGGACAGCAUACGAAACGAGCACGAGGACAAUGAGACUGAAGAAGUCGAUCCGCCAUCGCCUCCUCCAUCAUAUAGUGAUGGAAACGAGGUUGAAGCGAAUUCGCCAAGAGAGGAGCCAGAAACGGGUGCGGAAGCCACACAAGAAAUCGCAGAAAGUACAGAAGCUGGGGAAACUACCGAAGCUAGAGAAGAAGACGAGACGACUGAGCACGAAACAGAAGCUACAGAGGACCACACAGAAGCUGAAAACGAAUCAGAAGUGACCGCAGAACAUUCAGAAGGCGCAGAAACCUCAGACACACACACGUCCACUUCUCCCAACCACUGA